Sphaeramia orbicularis (orbiculate cardinalfish) is the source of this 749-nucleotide messenger RNA. RefSeq names its product protein (peptidylprolyl cis/trans isomerase) NIMA-interacting, 4 (parvulin) (gene pin4). The record is from RefSeq and is a predicted model, not a curated record. Gene Ontology annotation, molecular function: peptidyl-prolyl cis-trans isomerase activity; DNA binding. Bases 116 to 499 code for a protein of 127 amino acids. Gene Ontology annotation, biological process: rRNA processing. NCBI's taxonomy places the organism in Eukaryota, Metazoa, Chordata, Actinopteri, Kurtiformes, Apogonidae. The transcript is spliced from 4 exons.
UCCUCUGCGCAAGUUACUGCGCAUGUUGAUGUCUGUUUAGCAUGGUCUCAUGCUAGUAUAGUUUUCUUCCUUUAUCAUUACUUGAUUUUUUUUUUAAACAAAACACACUUCCAGUAUGCCACCAAAAGGGAAAGGUGGUAAAGGCGGAAAAGGUGCUGCUUCAGGGAGUGCAGAGGCUGAAAAGAAAGACAAAACGCCCAAAGGAGGCACUGCGGUGAAGGUUCGUCACAUCCUCUGUGAAAAACAUGGGAAGUGCAUGGAGGCAAUGGAAAAACUGAAGGCUGGAGUGCGAUUCAGUGAAGUAGCGUCACAAUAUAGUGAAGACAAAGCAAGACAAGGAGGUGAUCUGGGUUGGAUGACAAGAGGAUCAAUGGUAGGACCUUUCCAGGAUGCUGCAUUUGCCUUGCCUGUCAGCACCAUGGAUAAACCUGUGUACACAGAUCCCCCUGUCAAGACCAAAUUUGGAUACCAUAUUAUUAUGGUAGAAGGAAAAAAAUGACCAGGGCACAGUUUGACACUGGGAAGAAGGACAGACAAACAGGGAAGCGUACAGCACUUCAUUAUGAAAGUGAUGAUUUCCUGUUCCUACUUUUCCAAUUAUCUUUAUCUCAUCCAAAAGUUUUGUCAUGAAAAUUGACUUGAUUAAGAGGCAAUGACACUGGUGAGAACAGUGUCAGGAUGUGUGUGGGUAUUCAGUAUAUGAAACUGAAAUCAUGAAUUGUUAAAUAAAAUGCUUUUUUUCCACAAGA